AUGCCAGGCGCUUUCUACGACGAGCUCAGUUUCACCAACGGCCUUACACCCGUUGGCGUUGGCGUUCGACCUUCUGCAGCUCCCGUGCUCUAUGCCUUGGAGUACUUGUUCCGGAAAGAUGGCAUGGGGAAGGAGGUAGCGCUGAGCGUCUUCCACCAGGCGCGAAGUCUCGUCCUACACCUCACCGAGGUGCAGCAGUGCGCUGAAAAGGCUCAGGAGGUCAUCAAGCUCCUCAGCAGCCGGAAGCAGGACAAAGCCGCAGAGGCCAAGGCCGAUGCCAAGGCAAAGCCGCCCGCCCCGACGCCGCCAAAGGAAGCCCCGGACCUGCUCGACAUGUCGGCACCAGUCGCGGCCACGGCCCCUGCGGUGGCCUCCCCAGCUGCGAGCUUGGCAACGGUGGAUCUCCUGGGCGAACCAACAGUGACCUCGGUGACACCAGUUCCAGCGACGCCAUCGCCGGCCCCAAGCAUCCAAAACCUGCCCGCGCCGGCUGCUCCCCACGAAAAGCUUGCGAGCUCGGGAUGCGGGGGUGCGCUGGCGCCCUCCGAAGCGUUAGCCCUUGCUUUGUCCUCGGCGCCCAUGGCGGCCACCGCAACGUUGCCACAGGACCUGGACCUCCUGGCACCGGCUUCGCCGCCCAAAGGAAGGCCUUCGUCUGGCGAAGUUGGCAAUCUCUUUGCCACAGCGUCCACUUCCUCAGGAGGAGGCAUAGCGGCGAUGGGCGGUAUGGCUGGUCUAGCAGCCCCUGAUGUGAAGGUGAUGGCAAAGGCACAAGCUCCGCCACCAGCUCCUUUUGGCAGAGCUCAUUACCUCGGCGGCCCCCCUAUCGGUGGCAAGUUGGGCAACCCUUACAUGCCCAUCCCAUCAACGAUUGACCUUCCAUCCCAGCCUCCAGUGGACCAGUUUGCCUUCGUUUCUGACAUCACGGGCAUCGGUGACCUGGCUAAGCCGGCAAAGUAG
Messenger RNA from Symbiodinium natans, 960 nucleotides. The record is from the annotation of a GenBank genome assembly. NCBI's taxonomy places the organism in Eukaryota, Dinophyceae, Suessiales, Symbiodiniaceae.